Messenger RNA from Laetiporus sulphureus 93-53, 1913 nucleotides. RefSeq names its product MFS general substrate transporter. Bases 282 to 1820 code for a protein of 512 amino acids. Gene Ontology annotation, molecular function: transmembrane transporter activity. The record is from RefSeq and is a predicted model, not a curated record. Gene Ontology annotation, biological process: transmembrane transport. NCBI's taxonomy places the organism in Eukaryota, Fungi, Basidiomycota, Agaricomycetes, Polyporales, Laetiporaceae. The transcript is spliced from 18 exons. Gene Ontology annotation, cellular component: membrane.
CCGCGUUGAGCUCGAGUGAGCGUAUCGUUUCGUCUUUUCGUAACUUCUUGGCCUCCUUGGCAUUCCAUACGCUCUGGCGUCUAGGUCUCGCUCGACAACUUAUACAGGCGACUUCUCACAGGACUAGCCGUGGAACGCGGGAUCCGAAUCCACAUGCUUGAAUUGCGCUUCGAUAUCUGACAUGGCCCGUAGAUAAGAUGAACAGGCUCUGGCAGCGCUGAGAGGACCAUAUAUGCGUUCGAUACGGAAGUGGUGGUCUCGGGGGUAGCAACCCUCAGACGAUGCAAUGCGUGGACUCCAGCGACGAGAAGAACUUUGCAGUCACGGCUGAGGUUGAUGAAGUAUCCCUGGAUGACCUCGAAUACAAGGAUGAGGCGCUCAGGUUGGUAGGCAUGGAGCGGAAGACAAAUUUCAGCGAGGAGUUUUACCUUAAAGUGCGGCGAAAGCUGGACUACACAAUCCCUCCGCUAUGUGGUGCGGUGUACUGCACGCAAUAUUUGGACAAGACCGCUCUCAACUACGCCAGCAUCAUGGGAUUCCCAGUGACGGGUCAAGAAUACAAUAUUGUCGCAUUUUCCUUCUACGUCGGCUUCGUAAUCUGGGUCUUUCCUACCAUGUACAUCUCCCAGCGAACGCGUCUUGCCAAAUAUCUAGGUGUCAACAUUGUGCUAUGGGGAAUCGUUUUGCUCCUUCACGUCAUCCCCAACUCAUUCGGACCGUUUUUUGCUCUAAGGCUAUUGUUAGGCAUGCUUGAGAGCUGCGUGGCACCUACUCUGAUUUUGAUGAUCUCUAUGUUCUACAAGAAGGAUGAACAAGCGUCGAGAAUAUCAUGGUACUACCUUAUGAACGGUUUCUCCUCAAUUAUCGGUGGAUUCCUCGCAUAUGGUGUAUCUUAUGCAACGCAUGCGAGUAUUCCUUCGUACAAGGUCAUGUACCUCAUUCUCGGAUCUCUCGCGAUUUGUGUCGGCAUUGCAGUACUACUGUUCAUGCCCGACUCGCCAGCGCACGCUAUGUUCCUCACUAGGGAAGAGCGGAUAGCUGCCGUAGAGCGAAUCCGAGAUGACCAAGGGGGCACAGAAAACAAGGUCCUGAAGAAGGAUCAACUGAUCGAGGCACUCGUGGACAUGAAGACCUGGCUCAUCGUUCUGUCUACUCUUCUAACAAACAUCCCCAACGGAGGUCUCGCGAACUUCAGCAACAUCAUUGUAAAGAGUUUCGGUUACACAACCAAGCAGACACUGAUUCUGUCUACUCCUGGUGGUCUGAUUGCCGUCAUCACGACCGUUCUCGUUGGAUGGUGGUCGGAUCGAUCGGGAGAACGGAUGCUACCAAUAGUCUUCACCUUAGUACCCACCAUAGUCGGGGCUGCGAUGCUGGUUGCCUUAAAUGGCUUAGAAGAAAAAGGCCCUUUAUUAUUCGCGUCAUACAUAAUCGGCACGUACGGUUCAUCACUCUCGCAGAUAUAUGCCUACAAUGCUAGCAACACAAGCGGACACACCAAGAAAGUGACAGUCAACGCGAUGACACUGGCUGCCUUCUGCGUCGCGAACAUCGUCGGGACAGAGACGUUCCAGGCCAAGGACGCACCAGGAUACCUCCCAGGUAAAAUAUCUGUCCUGACUCUUCUCAGUGCAGAAGUCUUUCUUUGCCUAUUCAUGCGACGGUACAAUAUGUAUCUGAGGAAGAAGAAGGAGAAAGGUAUUGCGGAGCUGAGACGUGCGAACGGCUGGACGGAUGAGGAUAUCGAGCGGGAGAGGCAGCGUCAUGCGUUCAUAGAUAUGACGGAUAAGCAGAACCCGUAUUUCGUCUACACUAUGUAGUAGUGGUAGACGGAUCGUUCUCUUAUGUGUAAUAGUUCUACCAAGUCGUGAUCAGACACGAGGAUUUCACCUCCACUAGAAAACACCUUAAAC